Molecule: messenger RNA, 987 nt
Organism: Seminavis robusta
Lineage: Eukaryota; Bacillariophyta; Bacillariophyceae; Naviculales; Naviculaceae
Source: the annotation of a GenBank genome assembly
AUGAAGUUGCUCCUGGGUCUGAUUGUAUUGAUCCGCGCCGCCGCCAGCCAAGAGCUGACGCAUACCUGUGGUAACUAUCCCGCUUCGGCCUACGGGUUGGAGUGUCUCUUGACCAGCAGCGCCGAUGGUGGCGAUGCCAUUGAGAUUGUGGAUGAGUCCACGGACAUUCUUCAUGUCGCCUUUGGCAACAGCAUUACCGAGGAGGAGUUUGCUACGUACCCUCAAGAGGUUGGCAACUGGUCCAAGAACUCUCCCCGAGACGCCCAGUUUGAUGGUUGCAUUCUCAAGUCCCCUUUGACUCCCAUUGACUGCAGCGGAAUGGAAGAGUGCCUGGCUGUCAAGGAAGUUCCCGAGUUUAACAAUUCAUUGUGGAUGGAAACCACACAAUUUGCCUGUCGUGGUUGGUACCCCUCGGGCAAGGUGGAUGACAUUGACUUGCAGCCUCCGCCAGAAGGCCAGAUCCUGACAGAUGAAUGGGGAAAUGAGUAUAUUUUACAUGCAACCGUUCAAGAAGGCAAAGAUGGCAUUGCCGACAGCUUGGAAGGGCAAGUCCUGCCAGAAGGUUGGAGCAUCAGAGAAGUGACCCUAACCUCUCCUUUUUCGAUCUGGCCAGACAUUAGUGAUGAUGGUACCUGCUACUAUCAAAUUCUUCGGGACAACUUGGACAAUUCCUAUCAUGGUAUUGGUUGCGGUGGUGACAUGCGGCCAACAGACUUUAUUGACACCUGUCCGGAUGCAGUCAAAAGUUCCAGCGGUGCUGCUACGGAGGAAACCAGCGAUACCGCUAAUCCUGAAACUGAGUCUGGUGGUGACAUGGAUACUGGCAACGAGGAGACUACUGAAACUUCUGAAGCUGCACCAAGCGCCAAUGAAACGGGCACUUCGGAUGCUGCCGCGGCUGGUACUUCUGAAGCCAAUUUCGGUGCCCCUCAUUCGCUUUCAAUCAUUGGGCUCGUGGGUCUUUUGGGAAUCUUCAUGUCAACUUAA